Melospiza melodia melodia is the source of this 2832-nucleotide messenger RNA. RefSeq lists its product as uncharacterized. The transcript has 2 exons. The record is from RefSeq and is a predicted model, not a curated record. Lineage: Eukaryota; Metazoa; Chordata; Aves; Passeriformes; Passerellidae. The coding region runs from base 1425 to 2090 and encodes 221 amino acids.
GGCAGGUGCAAAGCCUCUCUCACAUCUCACAGUAGUAGUUCUGGUAGAAUCCCUGAUAAUGAGCCCACAUGUUCCUGGGCAGCACGUGUGCCUGUAGGGUCUGCUUUGUGUAAAUAAUUUAAACACAUUUUCAUUGCACAGCUCUGUAGUGCCCAGGUGUUAAUGCUGUUUUCUUGGCCACCUUAUCCCAGCUUGUCAUGUAGGGCAGUGAGCAUCUACCUGCACUUCCUUAGUUCUUUACAUUUUGCUGAACAAUACGGUGGUGAAAAAUGAACUUACAGUUGUGAAGUGCAAGGCUCAGUUUCUUAUCUCUGAAAAUCCUCCCAAAAUACUGGGUGGUUCAAAGGGCGGUUUGAGGUGGGUACAGGUUGUCAUGGCUGCUGCUGAUGUCACAGUCCCACAAUGAGCUGUGGAUACCCUGUGAGAGCUGUUCCACAUACACCUGGUAGUUCCAUCAUUUUCAAUGCAUCCUGGUUGGUCGGGCAGGUGAGUCUGUUGGCUCAACCACACCUUGAGCCCACUCCAGUGCAGUCCCUCCUUCCCAGGGCAUGAGAGUUUCCUUCUCCCUGCCUGGGCCUGCUGCCAGUGUGUGUCAUGGAGCCCUCUGAGUUGUUGGCUUUGCAAGUCUGCAGUGGGCUGGUAUUUCACAGCUAAUCCUCUUCUUGCUGAAAGAGGUGGAGUAGUUGUCUGUGCAGAAUAUAUUGUUGGGUAAAUCAUAAACAUUACUGUGAAUUGGAAUUAAAAACUUGACCCAACUACUCAGCUCUGGUAUAGAAAUUAUUUUGCUGGGCUUAAAGACCUAAGCCUGCUGCCAGUGCUGUCCUUUACAGCAGGAGAGCCUUUGCCAUGGAAAACUGCCUUUUUUCAAUCUGUGUAGAGAAAUUGCAGUUUAUGGGAUGUGGGACCAGGUCAGGCAGGGCUUUUAGUCUUCCACAACUACCAAUGGGUUGGACAUGUUGUAUUCAAAGAAGGAUGGAUGGGAUUUCCAGCUUUAGGCAUUACAGAGGAAGGAGGCGGAAACAUAAUGAGUAAAGUGAACUGUAACAACAGGUUAGUAGGCCUGUGGUCACUAUCAUAUAGUUGGGUUUUGCUGAUGAGAAGGGAGUAAGUUCUGAGUUUGAUACAAGAUGCCCAAAUACACAUAAUCAUCCCUUCUCUUUCCCCUGUAACUUGUUUCUGUUGUACCAGACUGCCAAGGUACAAAGCCUUGUUCUGGGAGGUCCAACCCCAGAAAGCACAUGGCUGCAAUUUGUGAAUCUUUGUAUCAAAACUGCUAUUUUCACAUUCAUUUGGUCCCACCCAACCCAGCCUUGGCUGCUCAGAGCAGCAGGUGUUGCCUGUUUUGAGCCUGUGCUGUGCAAUUGCCUUUGCUACUUCCACUCCUUUCCCCAGCAGCACAGUAAACUGAGGUGUGAGAGGAAGCUAUGGCAUCCAAGGAGUCGGCCUCCUUCGUGGACAGAACCACCUGGGAUUUCCUCAACCUACUGGACAUGCUGGGGAGCCGGAAUGGACGUGUGGGUGUGAUGGAGGUGGACCAUGCUGAGUCAAGAGCUCCCUCAUUGCUGGUGGAUUUUACCCGGGACCUGUGCGGCACAGGGGACAUCAAGCACAAACCACAGCAGGCAGAGAAUGAGGGAAAGGAAGAUGAGGACCUGGUUCCCCCACACCUGAUUUUUAUGCUAUGGCAAGCCAGUGUGUUGAAAAGGCUCAUGCAGUGGGAUCACCUGGAGGAAGCUGUCCGGGACGUGAGGAGCCUCCUCCCCUGCCUGCCAAAUGUGCUGGUGCUUGUGAUGAUCCGUCCUGACUCCCAGGAGCAGCUGGACCAGGCAGUGAGAGCGCUGAGGAGAAUGCAGUGUGUGCUGGAUGGGGCCCUGCAACUGACUGUAGAGACUGCAAUUUACAGCCCAGGCCAGCCUGGAGGUGUCCUGGAGGCAAAGAAAGCUGCCUGUAGGGCACUGAGAGAAGCCUUGAACUGCCAUGAAGAAGUCGACUCCCAAGAGCCAUUUGUUAUUUCACUCCCGGAGCUCCGAUACUGCCGAGUUCUGCCUGAACGUAGGCAAGAGAAGAUAUCAAAGACAGAUGGAGAAUGAAUUCCCUUGGGCAGCCGAACCUGUCAGGUUGGUUUUAGCACUGUCCUGCUGGAUGUCCCAUUGCAGAACACUUCCUUCCUGCUCACUUGCUUGUCUGCCCAGACCUUCUGCAUGGAUGAGAUUCAGUGUGUGGCUGCUGCCAGAAGGGGACAGUGUGCCCUCAGCAUCGCACUGUCCUUGCCACAAAGCUCAGAAUUCUUUGCUGAGUUGGCCGAACAAUCUGCCCCGGGAAACUUUUAUCAAAAAUCACGGGGUUUCUGCUUUGCAUUAAAUGCCUUGUUUAUCAAAAUGUCCCUAAGAAAGCUGUCAGCAGAAAGGGAAUCAGAGCAGGCCAGAAGCCUCUAGAUUUGAAACUGUCCCAAAACUGAAAUAGUGAGAGAAAAUCAAGACUAAGGCCUCAGACCAUGUUUUCCCAGGAGAACCUGGAUGGAGGAGUUUUUAGUACUUAGUUCUCAUCAGGAACAAAGCUCCUGAAACUCUCCCAGGUUCUUUGUAGCAGGGGGUUGACCUUCCAUACAAGCAUGUACACAUCCAGCAGAUUGAGUUUCUGGGAUGGGUUAUUUUGGAUGGGAGGAACUGUGGGAGCAGUAGAAUAUUUUUAAGUCCAAUUACCCACAUAAUAGCUGAAUUAAUUUCCCAUCCUCUCUGGGCAUGACAAAGCACUAUAGGUAGCUACACUUCUUUUGCAUUGGGAGUUUAUAUGUAUUUUUUCUCUGGUGUCUUUUGUAGAUCUUUUGUCAUC